UAAUUUGCUACUAGAAGUAUUAAAAGCUCUUAUUAAAUUUAAUAAUUAUAAUUGUAAUUAAAUUAAUAUUUAUUAAAAAUUUUUGAAUAUUCUGGAGUAAAAGAAUUUGCCUGGAGUAUGAUAAGAGAUGGUGCCUAAUGCCUACCUGUAGUACCGAAUUAAUUAUAAUUUAAUUAUUAAUAGUAGACAAAAAUAACCCAAUUCAUUACAGCAAUCACUUUGCUUAAUCAUGUUGUACUUUAAAGAAAGUUGAUUUUUUUAUGAAUUUCUUACAUUAUUAAUAUUAAAAUGAGUAUUUUUGAAGGUUAUUUUGCACCGGGUUUAUGUUCAAGUUAAAAUAAAAUUUAUUAUUUGUAUUACAGUGGUCAGUCACCAGCUGAAGCAGAUCUCAAUCUUUUGGAAACAGCUAGACGUUGUGAACUUUAUGGAAUUCAGAUGACACCAGCUAGAGAUCAUGAAGGAGUGGUGCUUAAUUUGGCUGUUGCUCAUAUGGGAAUUUUAGUAUUUCAGAAUUUUACAAAAAUUAAUACAUUUUCAUGGGCUAAAAUAAGAAAAUUAAGUUUUAAAAGGAAACGAUUUCUAAUUAAAUUACUUCCAGAAGGCUAUGGUUAUUAUAAAGAUACUGUAGAAUUUUUCUUUGAGCAUCGUAAUGAAAGCAAGAAUUUUUGGAAGAAAUGUAUUGAAAACCAUGCUUUUUUCCGUUGUGCUGAAGUAAAAAAAAUACCAAGGCAGAAACCAAGAAUUUUUAGCAGAGGCUCAUCUUUUAGAUACAGUGGAAGAACUCAAAAACAAAUAGUUGAAUAUGUAAGAGAGAAUUAUGUUCAGCGACGCACAUUCCAAAGAUCUGUUAGUCUGCGAGUUUCAGGAACAACAGAUGAUAUGCAGAAAAUGGGAAAUACUGCAUCAGCUCAACCAUUACUUCCUAUAUCCACUAGCCAGUCAUAUGGAUCAGUAGCUUUACCACCAAAUGAAGAAUGCAAUGAAACCAAAACUAAACCAUUAUCCCAUUCUGAACCACCUUCACCAUUUUCUCUUUCUGAUGGUAUAAUUGGAACCACCAAUGGAAAUAUGCAUGAUAAAAAUAAUGAAGAUCAUAUAGAACAAGAAAAUCUACAACAUGAGUCUCCUGAGUUAGAUGAUGAUGGAGGUGGACUUCGUAGUCCAGAUUAUCUAGGUCAAGAUACAGAUGAUAACAUUUCACAUGAUUCUUAUCAUUUAGAAGAAAAGGAAGCAGUUUCAGUUGAAAAAAGCCCUUGUAAAACACCAGGAAGUGAAAUUUAUUAUAGUGAAGCCGAUCAUCAAGAUGACAGUACUGACAAUUCUAUUCAUGGUUUUAUUAGUGAUGAGAAUUCCCACUUUAUAACAUCAUCAUUUGGAAGUUUUCAUAGUGAAUCAAGUGCUUUAACACUUCAUUAUUUACAUUCAUUACAUGGUAGUUUUAAGAAAAACUUAGCUAUGAAUAAACCCUUUCAUAUUGCAAAAGAAUUAUUAAUGACUGAAAGGACAUAUAAAAAAGAUUUGGAAAUUGUCAAUGUAUGGUUUAGAGAAGAUGUUAGUAGAGAAAAAAAUUUGCCAAAAGAUGUGCUGGAAUUAUUACUUUCCCUAAUAGAUAGCUUAUAUGAAAUACAUUGCUAUUUGUUACGACAUCUGGAGGAGUUUGUAUUAGUUUGGGAAGGAAAAGGACGACCAACACAAACAACAAGAAUGACAGGCAUUGGUGAAAUUUUGGAACAAAACAUUGGAAUGAUUGAGACAUAUAAUAAAUAUAUUAAUACUUUACCAAUGAUUUUGGAAAAACUGCAUCAUUCUUAUUAUUGUAAUGAAUAUUUUGAACAAAUGUAUCGCUGUUUUGAAAUGCAAAGGAUAUGUUAUUUGCCUUUAAUUGCUUUUCUUUUACGACCUGUACAUAGACUAUCACAAUAUUAUUUGCUUCUGAAAAAAAUAUUGAAGCAUUAUGAACAGUCUCAUCCUGAUUAUGGUAGUUGUAAAGAAACACUGUUACAAUUCAAACAAGCAAUCAAUUCACAAGAUUUAUCAAUCAAAUAUUUGGAAAAUUAUGCAAAUCUAAUGGAACUACAAAGGGAUAUAGUUGGUAUAAAUAAUCUUGUGAAGCCUGAUCGUUUUAAAAUUUUAAAAGAGAAGAAAUGCUAAAGAAAAU
Molecule: messenger RNA, 2158 nt
Organism: Centruroides sculpturatus (bark scorpion)
Lineage: Eukaryota; Metazoa; Arthropoda; Arachnida; Scorpiones; Buthidae
Product: FERM, ARHGEF and pleckstrin domain-containing protein 2-like
Exons: 14
Coding region: 436-2151 (571 amino acids)
Cellular component (GO): cytoskeleton
Molecular function (GO): guanyl-nucleotide exchange factor activity
Source: RefSeq, a predicted model, not a curated record